AACAAACAUGAACAACCUCUUUUCCAGGGAUGUCCAGAUUAAGAGUAUGGAGCAGACUGUGAAACGUGCUGAGAAGUACCUGGGUGGGAUCUGUUCUCUGUUGGCCUCCUACACCAGGAAGACAGCCAUGCUUAGAGACAAGGCAGACCUGCUCGUGGCUCUGCUCUUUGACUUCUCCAGCAGAGAGGACCCCGAGCUCCACAUUGGCCUGAAAAAUCUAGCAGAGGACCUGGCCAUGGUGCAGGACUUUAGGCAGGCUCAGGUAGAGAGACUGGAGAUGAGAGUUAUUGCUCCUCUAAAGGCCUAUGGAGACACAGUCAAAAACAAAAGGGCGGAUCUGAAGAAGUUCAGCAUUGACUUGAGCAGAGAGCUGAAGGAGUUGCAGAAACUGGAGAAAAUCCCACUAAUGAACCCAGCUGAUCGACAGAGCAUUUCCCAGGCAGAGGUAAAUGCGCAGAAGGCUUCAAACAAUGCCCAGCGCAGUAUGAGACAACUGGAGGAAACCAUCACAGACUUCCAGAAACAGAAGCUAGAGGAUAUCAAAAGGAUUUUUACAGACUUCAUCACAGUGGAGAUGCUCUUCCAUGCUAAAGCGUUGGAGGUCUAUGGACAUACAUACCACAACCUGGGAGCAAUGGACACUCAAAAGGAUCUACAGCUGUUCAAAGGGCGGAUAAAGAUGACUGACUUACUGGAUGGGCGCCUGGACACCCCUCUAACCAACUACCCUUCUCCCUCCAUGAGCCGCCACCCGCAUCCUCUCCUGACUUCCCCCGGAGGCCAAAACCUCAGCUCAUCACUGGCCCCUACCACAGGUCAAGAUCACAGACUACACAGCCCGUACACAGACGUAGUCAGAAGGUCUCGCAGCACUUUACAACGCCAGAGAGGCAUGGAGGAGGAGGAAGAGCUGGAGGGGGAAGAAGAGGGUGAAGAAGAAAAUGAAGAAGACAAGGAUAUUCAUGAAUCAGAGAUAGAAGAGGGUCAGCACACCAGCAGACAGUCUUAUGCUGCUCAAUAUGCCCAGAAGCACAGAAGGCCAGAGUAA
Molecule: messenger RNA, 1048 nt
Organism: Plectropomus leopardus (leopard coralgrouper)
Lineage: Eukaryota; Metazoa; Chordata; Actinopteri; Perciformes; Serranidae
Product: CBY1-interacting BAR domain-containing protein 2-like
Biological process (GO): cilium assembly
Cellular component (GO): ciliary transition zone; ciliary basal body
Source: RefSeq, a predicted model, not a curated record